UGGUACUUUUCCUCUUUUGUGCUCGCAGCUGCUGUCAAACGCAACUUGUGCUGUGCUGUUGUUGUUGUGCUGGAAUUUUGCGUCCUUGCUUAGAAGCAUCGCUGUUGUUUUGCUGCUGCUGUAGUUUUUAAAAAACUGUGCACCGGAAACCACUGUACAGCAUGGAGGAAGCGGCCAACACUUCCACCGAAACGAUAAUGGUGAUGGGUGCGCCAACACAGCAGCACGACUUCAAAUGGACGCACGAGCGGUGCAUGCUGCUGUUGCACGAGUACGAUCUGCUGAAGGACAAAUUUAAGGAUCGCAAGCACAAGAAGAAGGACCUGUGGGCGGAGAUCAGCAUGAAGUUUAAAAAGAUCUACGCGUACGAUCUCGAGUGGGACGUAGCGUACAAAAAGUUUCGGAAUCUCAAACAAACGUUCGAACAGGUGAGAGCCAAACUGCAACAGCAAGCCAUUACCGGACAGCAUAGCAAUCGUCCAAAAUGGCCGUACUUUGAAAAGUUUCAACAAAUACUUGACGAUCCUGUUGGGCCAUCGUACAGCUAUUCCGAUCCUCUUCAGCAACCGCAGCAGCAGCAGCAGCAACAGCAACAGCAUCUUCACCAUCUCAGUGACGAGCAGGACGACGAUCAUAAUCAUCAUAAUCAUCACCAUCAUCAUCAUCAUCACCAUCACCACAAGCAUCAAUCGCACAUGCAUCCGCAUCUUGAUCCACCUACCGUUGACCAGGUGCUGGUCGGUGAAGAUUUCUCGGACGGGCUCGUGACCGUUUUUCCGAUGAAUGAAGAGCUCGAAAUACCUGCCCAACCUGCCGAUGACAGUGUGGACGAAGAGAACGUGGACCAGAAAGAGAUCGUCGUCCAAACAGCCAUUGGUGAGGAGGACGAGGAGAAGGAGGGAGAACCGGAAGCGGAACAGAACCAAGCAGAGGAAUGUUUGGAGGAGGAAGAGGAAGCACUCGUAGACCAGCCGAGUGAAGAGGUGCUGGAGGAAACGCCACAUCGGAAGCGAUUUCGGCGGCUCAGCAUGUACGAACAGGAGCGGUUAAUGAUCGAGCGUGAAAAGUUGGUCACACUGCGCGAGAUACAGCGUGGCAUCGAGUGUAAAAACGACAUACUGCGCGGCAUAUUGCACGUGCUGCAGGCCCGCGUAUGGCAGGCGCAUCCGGCGAUGGAUUGACGAGUUUCUGUUGAAGCUGUAAUCAGUUUCGUGGUGUAUAGUACAAAUGAGCGAAAGCGGAGAACAUUUGAGGGAAGGGUACGCAGCGACCCAGCGAUCACAUUGUGUAAAUGUGCGUAUUGUAAGUAGUUUUAUUUAAAAAAAUAUAUUCUAUUAUCUACACA
Anopheles funestus (African malaria mosquito) is the source of this 1345-nucleotide messenger RNA. RefSeq names its product protein spire-like. The record is from RefSeq and is a predicted model, not a curated record. The coding region runs from base 162 to 1181 and encodes 339 amino acids. NCBI's taxonomy places the organism in Eukaryota, Metazoa, Arthropoda, Insecta, Diptera, Culicidae. The transcript has 2 exons.